This is a messenger RNA of Amphimedon queenslandica, 1014 nucleotides long. Its product is annotated as elongation of very long chain fatty acids protein 6-like. The transcript has a single exon. Lineage: Eukaryota; Metazoa; Porifera; Demospongiae; Haplosclerida; Niphatidae. The record is from RefSeq and is a predicted model, not a curated record. Gene Ontology annotation, cellular component: endoplasmic reticulum membrane. Gene Ontology annotation, molecular function: fatty acid elongase activity. Gene Ontology annotation, biological process: fatty acid elongation, saturated fatty acid; sphingolipid biosynthetic process; very long-chain fatty acid biosynthetic process. The coding region runs from base 107 to 922 and encodes 271 amino acids.
GAGGAGUGGCUGCCCACAAGUAAAUACUGCAGUUAUUGCAGUACAGGGUGAGUUUGGUGUCGUUUGGUCUCGCAUUUGGUGCCGGAGGAGACUCUAGCUGGUGACUAUGGCUAUGGACAGGUCCUCAAUGUCUCUUUUAGAGUAUCUUCCUUUUACUGGCCCGCUGGAGAAAGCCUUCAAUGCCAGAGGAUCUAUUCGCUGGCUACAUGAUAACUUUUAUCUCACUUUUGUAACCAGUGGACUCUACGUUGCAUUCGUUUUUCUUGGCACUCUAGCAAUGAAGGAGAGAGCCCCGUUCCGUCUGGAGAGGUUGCUGUUUAUGUGGAACGUUGGGCUGGCAGCAUUCUCCAUCAUGGGCUCAUUCUCAAUAGUCCCCCUACUCCUGUACACUGUCUAUGAGAAAGGGUUCCCCUACACCACCUGUAUAUCACCCGGGCUCUUCAACCCUCACAUUACACUCUGGGCUGUGUUAUUUGUACUCUCAAAGAUAUUUGAGUUUGGCGACACCGUGUUUAUUGUUUUACGAAAGAAGAAGCUAAUGUUCCUCCAUUGGUACCAUCACGUGACUGUACUGAUGUUCUCGUGGUAUUGCUUGGGUAACCUGGUCACUGGGGCCGGCCACUGGUUCGCUGGUGUUAAUCUUAUUGUCCAUUCUGUCAUGUACACAUAUUACGCUAUAGUGUCUUAUGGUAUCAGGGUCCCAUCAAGGGUAGCACUCUGGAUCACGAUAUUCCAACUGACCCAGAUGUUUAUUGGUAUCCUCAUUAAUGUGGUUGGGUUCUUGUAUCGGAAUGAGUUUAUAGACUGCCAGUUUGACUGGUCUGUCUUCAAGGCUAGCAUUGCCAUGUAUGCGUCUUAUGCUCUUCUGUUUGGCUGGUACUUCUUUGAUCGAUACGUCAUUAAAAAGAGAAAGACUAACUGAAUUUAUUAUAAUAUUAGUGGUAGAUUCCAUUUGCUGACAUAGGAAAUUUAUAAUUUUAGAGCAAUUAUGUGAAUUAAAUUGAAUUUAUUUGA